GAGCCUCUGCAGAUCCCGUAAGUCGGGAGGCUGCGGAGUCGCUGCAGUCCCCGCCGCCGCCACAUUCAACAGGCAGCAGCGCCGCUGUCGCGCGGCCGUGGGGAGAGAGAGCGAGCGGCCCCGCGGUAUCCGCCCGUCUGCUCUUGCGUCCGUGGCCCUGUCAGCAGGAGCGUGGCGCCCGAGCUGCCGGCCACCGCGGCCUGGUCCGUGUCCCGUCCAAGCCACGAACUCGGAGGAUUCCUGGACCCCGGUGGCCCCGCGAAGUUAAGUUCUGGGCGCGUCCGUCCGCUGCGCCGCGCCGCGCCUCGCUCCGGCGUGCGCCCGCUGACCGCCGCCCCCAGCCUCGGAGCGAGUCUCCGGCCGAGCGCUCCGCGCCCCCGGUGGCCGCGACUCCCGGUACUCGGCUGGUGGGGGAGGGGCGGGGGUCACCAUGGCCGAAGCGCCCCAGGUGGUGGAGACCGACCCGGACUUCGAGCCGCUGCCUCGGCAGCGCUCCUGCACCUGGCCGCUGCCCAGGCCGGAGUUUAACCAGUCCAACUCGACCACCUCGAGCCCGGCGCCGUCGGGCGGCGCAGCCACCAACCCCGACGCGGCGGCGAACCUGGCCUCGGCGUCCGCUGUCAGCACCGACUUUAUGAGCAACCUGAGCCUGCUGGAGGAGAGUGAGGACUUCGCGCGGGCGCCGGGCUGCGUGGCUGUGGCGGCCGCCGCGGCGGCCGGCAGGGGCCUGUGCGGGGACUUCCAGGGCCCCGAGGCGGGCUGUGUACACCCGGCACCGCCGCAGCAACCCCCGCCGACCGGGCCGCUGUCGCAGCCCCCACCCGUGCCCCCCGCCGCCGCGGGACCACUCGCGGGACAGCCGCGCAAGAGCAGUUCGUCGCGCCGCAACGCGUGGGGCAACCUGUCGUACGCCGACCUCAUCACCAAGGCCAUCGAGAGCUCGGCUGAGAAGAGGCUCACGCUGUCGCAGAUCUACGAGUGGAUGGUGAAGAGCGUGCCCUACUUCAAGGAUAAGGGCGACAGCAACAGCUCGGCGGGCUGGAAGAAUUCAAUUCGCCAUAACCUGUCACUUCAUAGUAAGUUUAUUCGAGUUCAGAAUGAAGGAACUGGAAAAAGUUCUUGGUGGAUGCUCAACCCAGAGGGAGGCAAGAGUGGAAAAUCCCCUCGGAGAAGAGCUGCAUCCAUGGACAACAACAGUAAAUUUGCUAAGAGCAGGGGACGAGCUGCCAAGAAGAAAGCAUCCCUCCAGCCUGGACAGGAGGGUCCUGGGGACAGCCCUGGGUCUCAGUUUUCUAAAUGGCCUGCAAGUCCUGGGUCCCACAGCAACGAUGACUUUGAUAACUGGAGUACAUUUCGUCCUCGAACCAGCUCAAAUGCUAGUACAAUCAGUGGGAGACUUUCUCCCAUCAUGACAGAACAGGAUGACCUGGGAGAUGGAGAUGUCCAUUCUCUGGUGUAUCCACCUUCUGCUGCAAAGAUGGCUUCCACUUUGCCCAGUCUGUCUGAAAUCAGCAAUCCUGAAAACAUGGAAAACCUUUUGGAUAAUCUCAAUCUUCUCUCAUCCCCAACAUCUUUAACUGUAUCAACCCAGUCUUCGCCCGGCAGCAUGAUGCAGCAGACACCUUGUUACUCAUUUACACCGCCAAACACCAGUCUGAAUUCACCCAGCCCAAACUACUCAAAGUACACAUACGGCCAAUCCAGCAUGAGCCCCUUGUCCCAGAUGCCUAUGCAGACACUUCAGGACAGCAAACCCAGUUAUGGAGGCUUGAACCAGUAUAACUGUGCACCAGGACUUUUAAAAGAGUUGCUGACUUCUGACUCUCCUCCCCACAAUGACAUUAUGUCACCAGUUGAUCCUGGAGUGGCCCAACCCAACAUUCGGGUCCUGGGCCAGAAUGUAAUGAUGGGCCCUAAUUCAGUCAUGCCAGCCUAUGGAAGCCAGGCAUCUCAUAACAAAAUGAUGAACCCCAAUUCCCACACCCACCCUGGACAUUCACAACAAACGUCUUCAGUCAAUGGACGUGCCCUGCCCCAUGUGGUGAACACCAUGCCUAACACAUCUGCCAUGAACCGCUUGACCCCCAUGAAGACACCUUUACAAGUGCCUCUGUCCCACCCCAUGCAGAUGAGUGCCCUGGGCAGCUACUCUUCUGUGAGCAGUUGCAAUGGCUAUGGUAGGAUGGGUGUCCUCCACCAGGAGAAGCUCCCAAGUGACUUAGAUGGAGUGCUUAUUGAGCACUUGGACUGUGACAUGGAAUCUAUCAUUCGGAAUGACCUCAUGGAUGGAGACACUUUGGAUUUUAACUUUGAUAAUGUGUUGCCCAACCAAAGCUUCCCACACAGUGUCAAAACUACAACACACAGCUGGGUGUCAGGCUAAGAGUUAGUGAGCAGGCUACAUUAAAAAGAACUGCAGAAUGUCUGACAACAGGAACUGAGAGAAGCAGUCCAAAGAUGCCCUUCACCCCUCCUUUUAGUUUUCUUGAUUUAAAAAAAAAAAAAAAUCCUAUUUUCCUUUCAUCAGACUUGGCAACAGAAACACUUUCCUGUACAGGAUGUUUGCCCAGCGUUUGCAGGUUAUAUGCUCCUGUAGAUAAGGACUGUGCCAUUGGAAAUCGUUACAAUGAAGUGCCAAACUCACUACACCAUGUAAUUGCAGAAAAGACUUUCAGAUACUGGCGUGUUUUCAAGUUUUGUAUAUAUACAGUAGACACAGAAUUGUAUUUGUGUGUGUGUGUUUUUUUUUUAAUAUCUACUUGGUCCAAGGAACGUUUAUACUCUUUUGUAAUACUGUGAUGGUCUUGUGUCUUGAUGAACUUUGCUUUGUACUACCUGUGUUCUGUUAAGGUGAUGAAUCACGAACUAAGAUCUCCAUUCUGCACCUCUGCUGAGUGACUCUGAACCUGUUCAUCUUGCCACAGGAUUUGUAUGAGAACCAAGUAGCCUGUGAUCAAUCUGCUGAAUAAAUAAAUGGACUUGUCAAACUUUGGGGCAGAAUAAGAUUAAGUGCCAGCUUUGUACAGGUCUUUUCUAUUUUUGUUGUCUAUUUUGUUAUUUGCAAAUUUGUACAAACACCUUAAAAUGGUUCUAAUUUCCAGAUAAAUGACUUUCGAUGUUAUUGUUAGGACAUGAUCAUUUUUGGAAUAGAUAUUGAACUGUAAUGUUUUCUUAAAACUAGAGUCUACUUUGUUACAUUGUCUGCUUGUAAAUUUGUGGAAUCAGGUAUUUGGGGGCAGCAUUCAUAAUUUUCAUUUUGUAUUUCUAACUGGAUUAGUACUAAUUUUAUACGUGCUUAACUGGUUUGUACACUUUGGGAUGCUACCUGCUGAUGUUUCUGACUAAUCUUAAAUCAUUGUAAUUAGUACUCUUGCAUACGCAACGUUUCUGGCCCUGUUUGGGCAAGAAAGUGAUGUAUAUUUACAGACACUUUGUGUUUUGUAUGUAGAAGAAUUUAAUAUGUUUUUAUGUGUGUAUUUUAAAGAAAUUCCACCUGCUUUUAUUACCCUGUGAAUUGUGUGCAGCACAUAGCAUCAAGUCUUGAGAUGGAUGCCCUGUGUCACGUUCUUACAGAUCCUUCAGGGAGGCCCCUCCAAACAUGCCUGGUGCCACGUUGUCACGGUUCCUUAGGGAGGCCUUCUGUCUGUAGGUCAGGAAAGGAGACCUUCAUCUGGAAUGACAUUCCCUCUCUAACUGGGGUUUCCUCCUCCUCCGAGUUCUUUGUUUUUGUCCAGGUUGGAGGUGGUUUUAUGGCUGUGUACUAAAGAAUCAUGUUACUUCUCAGUCUCUAUCCCUGUUCUCUUUGGCUCUGAACAGUGUACAUCUAAGGAGGAAAAGGAAGUCUGAAAACAGGACCUCAGUGCUUUGUAUUCUUAACUGCAGAUAGUGGCUAACACAUGGAACAGAACUAGUUUAAAAAUUGAGACAAUAACCUUGAAGACAAACCAGCCAUAAGUGUAUAUUUAUUUUGAAAUCCUUAGCUUAAGAAUUUGAGUUUUGCCAGCCUUGAGCAGCCUAACUUCUGUCUCAAACAUAAGAUGUAGUACUUUCUAGUUACCUGUAGCUGACAGACCAAGAUAAUCAGGUCUGCCUCCCAUCCCAUCUGUCAACAUUUCUAAGUCCCAUUGAAUUUCCCGAGCCACUACAAUGUUAGGAAUAUGUGUACAGCAGCAUCUCUCUUUGCCUUCUUGAGAAGGCCUGGUUUCUGUGUACACAAACCAAUUGAAUUUGCUGUUUUCAGUAUGUUUCUUACCACUCCUUUUGCUUAGUAUAUUCUCUGUUCACAUUAAUAAGAAUACAAAUGUUCCUGAUUUUUGCAGUUGACCAGCUUUGUCAUAAGCUUCCCACUGUUGACUUUUUUGGCGGGGGCUACUGAUCAUUGUCUGUUUGGGCACUCCAAAACAGGGUUCAUUUUAGAAACCUUAGUUCCUCCAAGCAGAGCCUUCUACAAACGGAGUAGAACUUACUGGUGUCAGAGAACUCAGGCCUCACUUUCCUAUUUCUUCACCAUUGCAGAAAGGGCCUCUGCAUUUAAUCAUUCGACACAGAGGCAGCUACAGCUGUAAUCAGUAGACUUGCAGAAUGUCACUGAGUGACUUGGGUGUUUCUUCCUCCUGAAGCUGUGUAAAUCUCAUCCCCCAGUUUCCUUAGUAUGAAGAUCAUGAGUCAUGGGUAGUUGUCUUGGGUACAGUGAAAUCCAGGAAACGCUUCUUGUCUAUUUGAAAAGCAAACUUCAUGUGGCCUCUGGGAGCCCUUCUCUGUAAAAAUGUGCCCUUUCUAGAGCAGUUGGUCUAUUAUUGUACAUGAUUGCUUUGUGAAAUGAUUUCACUUAUGCAGCCAUGGUUGAUUUAUUCCCUUUGGUUUGUACUGUUACUCAAAGCAUAUUGUAUUAUAGAGCUCCUUGGCUAUUUUAAAUAUAAAGAUGUAUUGUUUCCGUAAUAUAGAUGUGUGGAAUAUAUUUACGUGAUAGAUGUAUGACAUGGGAAAUUCUGUUUGGACAAACUGACUGAGUCUAAGUUAAUUAGCAAAUAUAUCCUGAUGAUCAGUAAAUCCUGGACUACAACAGUAAGGGAUAGGGUUACUUAAAAUGGACAGUUCCCCAAAGGUGUACAAUUUGAACUUGUUCAACUGCUGAAUAUAUGACUCCUCCCCUCCCCCAAAGAAAGACCCCUGUCAGUUCAUAGUUACAGCUCUUAAAAGUUAACUGAUUUUAAGUGAAAAUUUUCUCUGUGGUUUCAACUGGGGAAUGAUCAUUCAUUAUACUGUGCAUUGUGGUUUAUGCAAACAAAACAGCCUGGCACUGUGGCAAGUGAUGGCCUUGUAAGUCCCAUCAGGAUAGAGUCACGCCCUCCCACACAGGUUACCACCUGAGUUGAGUAACAGUGCAGACUCCAUGUUCCUGUUCUGAUACUAUCUGAGAAGUGCCUGAUGAUGAUGAUGAUGAUGAUGUACUUACAGAUACAAGAACAAUCUUUGCUAUAAUUGUAUAAAGCCAUAAAUGUACAUAAACUAUCUUUAAGUG
Messenger RNA from Phodopus roborovskii (desert hamster), 5521 nucleotides. RefSeq names its product forkhead box O1 (gene Foxo1). Gene Ontology annotation, molecular function: DNA-binding transcription factor activity, RNA polymerase II-specific; RNA polymerase II cis-regulatory region sequence-specific DNA binding. Bases 431 to 2383 code for a protein of 650 amino acids. Gene Ontology annotation, biological process: regulation of transcription by RNA polymerase II; insulin receptor signaling pathway. The transcript has 3 exons. Lineage: Eukaryota; Metazoa; Chordata; Mammalia; Rodentia; Cricetidae. The record is from RefSeq and is a predicted model, not a curated record. Gene Ontology annotation, cellular component: nucleus.